Molecule: messenger RNA, 3159 nt
Organism: Drosophila kikkawai
Lineage: Eukaryota; Metazoa; Arthropoda; Insecta; Diptera; Drosophilidae
Product: coiled-coil domain-containing protein 102A
Source: RefSeq, a predicted model, not a curated record
ACAACAGCUGUUGACGUUUACAGGCGAAUGCCCACUGCAAUUUUCUGUAUUCCGUGUUUUUGUUCCACUAAAAAGUGCAGGUUUAACUCCCCAAAAUGCAACAGCGCAGCUAGAAAGUGUGGACCAACCAGUAAACAUCCACUAGCGAAAUGUCACAGGCGGCAUCCACCACGCAGAGUGCGUCUGCUGCACCGGUGGGGGGCAGCAGACGCCCCAUGGCCAACGAUGUGGGCGUCAUGGGCACCACCAUGUCGGCCCGAUACGGCGAGACCGAGUGGGAAGCGCGAGAGUCCCAGCGGCAGCGGGAGUUGCAUGAGGCUCGAGCCAGGGCGGCGCAGAUGGAGAAGACCAUGAAGUGGUGGUCCGACUGCACCGCCAACUGGCGAGAGAAGUGGAGUAAGGUGCGUAACGAGCGGAACAAGGCCAGAGAAGAGUCCAAGCAGCUGAGCGUCAAACUGGACGUCGCCAUGAAGGAGUCACACUCCCUGAAGCGGGAAAAGAACGAUCUCGAGCUGCAGAUCACACAGCUGAAGAAGGAGAUGGAGAAGGUGCACACGCUGAUGAUGAAGCACGCCGGCCAGUUCCACCGUGCCGACACCAGCGAGGACGCGGAGGCCAAUGGUCGCGACGCCAACUGUUCGCCGGACAUUUCCUCGGAUGGUCUGAAAAAUAUCAACAGCGAGGACGGUUUGGUCACAAAGCUGCCCAACGAUGUCAAGGACCUGGACAUUGAGGAGUUUGCUAUGAAGGGCGCCAUGCCCAAGCAUCUGACGGAGUUGGAUGAGGCAGCGGCUGCCGAAGAAAAGCGCCUGAUUCAGCAGCUCUCCAAGGACGACUUCGACGAGGACUACUUGAUGCAGAAAAUAUCCAUGCUGCAAUUGCGCCUCGACGAGGCGCAGAAAACACUUCAGGCGGAAAGGGAUGAAAAGCUAGAGCUGCACAAGAGCAUUGAAAAGCUAUCGCUGGAGAUCCAGGAUGUGCGCGGCCGGCAGGAGGAGAUGCGUUCCGCCAAGCAAGAGGCUGUGCGCGAGCUUCUAACACUGCAGGAGCAGCAUCGCGCCGAGAUGCGUAUCGUUAACAACUCGUUGCAGGAGGAGAUUGCUGCGCGUGAAAACUUGGAGCGCAGGCUUACAGAGCUGCGCACCGAGCUGGAGCAUUUGCAGGCGGAGAAUGCCUCGGAAUGGGGCAAGCGCGAGCGCCUGGAAUCCGAGAAGUUGGCCAUGGAACGGGAUAACAAGAAGCUGCGCGCCGAGCUGCGAGACUACCAAGAGCGUUCCGACCGCAAGUGCCGUCCCAUGCAGGCAAACGACGUUGAGGUGCGAGCUCUGCAGCAGGAGCUCUCCGAGCGCAACAAGGAGAUAAGUGAGGUGAAGAUGUCGCACGCCAAGCUCAAAAAGCUGCUGGCCGAAACCAACACUGAACUGGGCCAUGCCGUGCGCCGUGCGGAGCAGUAUGAGGCGGAGGUCAAACGCCUUCGCCAGCGUGUUGAGGAGCUGAAACGAGAGUUAGCUGGAGCUGAGGACGAGCUGGAUUCGGCGGUGAACCAAGUGCGGCGAUUACAGCGCUCCAAUGACGAGCUUGUGGGCCAGACAGAAGGCCUCCAGAUGCAGAUUCAGCAUCUACAGAAUAGACGUGCCCCGAGCCCACAGCUGCGGGGAAUGGGCGGGGUGCAGCUCAGGAAUAAAAUAGCCGUGGAGCUGCCCAACGACUGUCUGCCGAACAUUAACGACUUGCGUCAAAUCUUCGAUGACUCGCAGGCUGGCUUAAGGAGCUCCCACAAUGGUAGCGAUGCAGCGGCUCAUCAUGCUGCCUCCGUCAAGAGGUCAAGUCACACGGAGCGAACGCUUCUCCAGCAGCAGCAGAGCAGUUCUGCUGCCUCGGCGGCGGCGGCAGCUGCAGCAGCGGCGGCAUUCUAUGAUGCCAAGCCCACGCAUUUGGAGGAGAACAUCUUCGAGUCAAAGUCGCGAAAUCUAGAGUUUGAGCGGGCCAAGCAAAAGUUCGAUAAUCCCCACGGACAGCACCACCACCAUCACCAGAGACAGCGAUCCGGAAAUGGGCGGUAUGGGAGUGCUGGCAGCAAUGCCAGCCGGGCGAAUCUCGCUCUGCCGCUCAAGGGAAUGACAAACGGCGGCAGCAGCAGCAACGCUUCCAGCAAGGAUGAGCUAAACCGGCAGCUGUACGAGGCGCAUGAGAAGGAGCAGUCGGCAGGGGUGGGCUAUGCCAGGAACAGCAUUAAUCUUGAUGGUCUCAAGGUAUCCGAUGAUGAGACUCCGUAGCUAUGGUUCGACAAGCUUGUUGCUGGACGAUGAGACUGAGGGCAACAGCGAUUGAGACCUAAAGAUCCAAGACAUUCGUGGGACGGACAGCUAAUGGUAUUACACAUUUAGUAUUCAUUUGGAAAUAUGUACUUUAAAGUUGGUGGAGCAUCAGAGUCCCAAAUAUGAACCAUUAUCCUAGCUUAUAUUUGGGGCUAUUACCAACUGGUUCCUUAGUUGAUUUGUAAGUACCUAAGUAACAACAUUCGCGAUUACGUAUUUCAAAAUCGAAAAUAAUUUAUAACCUUAUACAAUUACUUACGUAAGCAUUAAGAUAUGUUUAAUUUUGCACCACUAAUUCCCAUCAAAAGAUAAGCUUAUAUCUUGAACAAUAUUCCAUUUAAGUUAAGGAUAACUUCUCAAACUGCUUCAUGAGUCUUUCUCAUCAUCCUCAUCGAAAACCCUUUGCCUUGAUUAAACAAAUUAACAGACUUUACAUCAGAUAUACCUACAAAACAUAUAUACGUAUUGAAGCAUAAUAUACAGGUGUUCGAUUGUUGCGGAAUACAAAAUUAGUGCCAGAGAUCUAUAGAAAUUUUACGAGAUUUAAUAGGACAUUAGCAAUAUGCUGCUGACCAAAUUAAACGAUUAUCUUUGAUCCUAGUCCGAAUUUCUUUUAUAUUCUAAACAUUUUUGGAAAACUUGUAGUUUUUUUUGGCAGCAUAUUCGAUCUUAUACAAAAUACAUGAAAACAAAUUUAAAAUACAAAUAUUUACGUAUCAAAACAUGGUAAUCUUAGCGGUUUAGUUCGUGAAUAAUAAUCAUUUUUACUCUUAUUUAAAACUACUUAUAUUAAAUACACAAAAUAUGCAAAUAAAGCUAGUAUGUUACGAAUAUUAAGCAA